Messenger RNA from Nerophis lumbriciformis (worm pipefish), 2901 nucleotides. The record is from RefSeq and is a predicted model, not a curated record. NCBI's taxonomy places the organism in Eukaryota, Metazoa, Chordata, Actinopteri, Syngnathiformes, Syngnathidae.
AUGGCGGCGCAUUUAAAAAAGCGAGUUUACGAGGAAUUCUCCAGGGUGGUCCAGGUUCCCACUGAAGACGCCCCGUCUAAGAAGCUCCGUUUGUGUAAGCCCAGCAAGUCGGCGGCGCUGCACGUGGAUCUGUGUAAGGCAGCCAACGCUACCGACGCCUUGCACUUCCUGCUGCAGUUCGCACGCAAGCCCGUGGAGGCCGAGAGCGUGGAGGGCGUCGUCAGGAUCCUCCUGGAACAUUACUACAAGGAAAAGGACAAGUCAGUGCGUCUGAAGAUGGCCUCGUUGCUUGGCGUGCUGGCUACCACCGAGGGCUUCGCUCCCGACUGCAUCGUGGAGGAUCUGCUCGCCGUCGUCCACAAUGAGAAAUCGCAUCAGGUUCUGGCACAGCUGCUGGACACGCUCUUAACGGUGGGCGCGCGGAGCCCGGCGGCGGCGCGGCGGCUGUCGGACGUGGCCCACCGCCACCUGGCGGACGCCUCCUUCGUCGUCAGGAACAAGUGCCUGCAGCUGCUGGGACGUCUGGGUGGCGCCGCCGACGGCCCUAAGGCAGGCGAGGGCGAGGGGCCCGCCGCCUCCCCCGCCGGGGACGUCCCGAGCGUCAUCAGCGACUACUUUGGAGAUCGGGACCCCAGAGUGCGAGCCGCCGCCCUCAAAGCAAUGCUGCAGCUGCACGAGAGGGGACUGAAGAUCCAGGAAGGGAUUUACGAGCAGUCUUGCCGGCUGCUGGCAGACGACUACGAGCAAGUUCGCUCGGCCGCCGUUCAGAUGGUUUGGGUGCUCAGCGUCCUCUACCCCGAGAGCAUCGUGCCCAUCCCGUCAUCCAACGAAGAGAUCCGGCUGGCGGACGACGCCUUCGGGAAGAUCAGCCACAUGGUCGGCGACGGCUCGUGGAUGGUUCGCGUGCAAGCAGCCAAAACGCUGGGCUCCAUGUCACACGUCAGUCCUCACUUCCUGGAGCAGACACUGGACAAGAAGCUCAUGUCGGAUCUGCGGAGGAAGCGCACGGCCCACGAACGUGCCAAGGAACUCUUCGCGUCAGGCGAGUUCUCCAGCGGCAGGAAGUGGGCUGACGACGCCCCCAAAGAGAAAGUGGACACCAACACGGUCAACCUGAUCGCCUCGGGAGCUUGCGGAGCCUUCGUCCACGGCCUGGAGGAUGAGAUGUUCGAGGUGCGCAUCGCGGCGGUGGAGGCCGUGUGCCGGCUGGCCGGCUCGUCCCCGGGCUUCGCCGAAAAGUGCCUGGACUUCCUGGUGGAUAUGUUCAACGAUGAAAUCGAGGAGGUGCGGCUGCAGUCCAUCCACGUGCUGCGAGAGAUCUCUACGCACAUCACGCUAAGGGAGGACCAGCUGGACACGGUGCUGGCCGUACUAGAGGACUCGUCUCGCGAUAUCCGAGAGGCUUUGCACGAGCUCCUGUGCUACACCAACGUGUCCACCAAGGAGUGCGUCCAGCUGGCUCUGCUGGAGCUGCUCAAGAACCUCAACAAGUAUCCCGCUGACCGCAACUCUGUUUGGAAGUGUCUGAAGUUUUUGGGCGGGCGCCACCCCAUGCUGGUGUUGCCUCUGGUCCCAGAGCUCCUCAGCACGCACCCUUACUUUGACACCCCAGAACCCGACAUGGACGACCCGGCCUACAUUGCCGUUUUGGUGUUGGUGUUCAAUGCCGCCAAGUCGUGUCCCACCAUGCCGGCGCUCUUCUCCGACCACACCUUCAGACACUACGCCUACCUCAGGGAUAGCCUCUCGCACCUGGUGCCGCCUCUACGGUUGCCUGGCAGGAAGCAGGUCCACGGUUCGGACUCCAUCGACUCUCAGGGCGUGGAGUCGGCUCAGCUCUUCUUACGGCAAAGUCUGGAGAGGGUCGGCGCCAUUCAGAACCUGGAAGCGCCAGGAGCUCGGGACCUUCUGGUCUUUACCAUUCGGGAUUUGGAGAGACUGGGCCGGCUGCAGACGGAACUGGCCGGAGCCGCCGACUUCUGCGCCACUUACCUGCGCUGCCAGCUUCUCCUUAUCAAGGCGCUGCAAGAGAAGCUAUGGAAGACGGCGGUUCCCCUCUGCCCUCAGCAGAACGUGACGGCUGCGGCGGCUGCUCGGCAAGUUCUGGAGGAGAGCUACAAGUUGGAGUUCAUGUACAGCGGCCUUCAGAGCAGACAGCUGGCUGUCAUCCAUCACGUGCGCCUGCAGGCGCGGGCGCUCACGCUGGUCCUCACUGCUCGCGCCGCCCGCGGGUCAGAAGAUCUGCUUGCCGCUUGUGAAAAGUUCCUGCAGGAGCUGGACUCUUUCCACAGACUGUUUGCGGCCGAGCUGCCUCACAUGAGGGACGCUUUUGCCGAUCGGCUGGCGGAGGCGGCUCGCCGGCCGGCGGCCCGCAAGCCUUCCGAGCUGGUCCGUGUGCUCCAGACGGCGCUGAGGCAGAGCGCUCUGCCGCAGCUGACGCUUCCGCUUCAGAUACACCGAGCUGUGGCUAACAUCAUCGAGCCUACGGGAGAGUCGGACAACCCGGUCAAGUUCACUUCCGGCCUGGUGGUGGCGCUAGACGUGGACGCCACUCUGGAGCACGUCCGGGACCCCCACAACUCUGUCAAAGUGGAGGUGGUUUACCCCGACGGACAGAGUCACGUGAUCCAGCCGAAACCCGGAGACUUCCGCAAACCGGGACCGCAGCGCCACAGACUCAUCACGCAAAUCUACUUGUCGCACGGUGCCUGGACAGAACCUUGUCAUGUAGAAGUGCGCCUCCUGCUGGCCUACGGCUCCUCCUCCAUUCCCGGAGACCCCAAGCCGGCGUGGACUGACGGCCCGGACGGCUUCCCGCCACCGGAGGGCGGCACGGAGGGAACCAUCGCCUUCAGCGAACCGGUCAAAGUCUUCAUCAUGCCCAAACCCGCCAGACGCUAA